Metarhizium brunneum ARSEF 3297 is the source of this 1230-nucleotide messenger RNA. RefSeq names its product Flavin oxidoreductase hxnT (gene hxnT). Lineage: Eukaryota; Fungi; Ascomycota; Sordariomycetes; Hypocreales; Clavicipitaceae. The record is from RefSeq and is a predicted model, not a curated record. Gene Ontology annotation, molecular function: FMN binding; oxidoreductase activity.
AUGGGCGAACUCGUCAACCCUCACUGGGAUUCAAAGCUGUUCAAGCCUUUAAAGAUUGCCAAUGGCAAGAUUGAGCUAAAGCACCGGGUUGUCCACGCACCCCUCACCCGCAACCGCGGAACGCCCCUUUCCGACUCGACACCCGAGAAACCAAAUCGUGUCUGGGUCCCCAACGAGCACGUAGUCGACUACUAUUCCCAGCGAGCCACCGCCGGCGGGUUGAUCAUCUCGGAAGGCCUCCCGCCCUCGCUCGAGGGAAAUGCCAUGCCCGGUGUCCCCGGGCUGUUUCGCCAAGAGCAAGCCGCAGGGUGGAAGAAGGUAGUUGACGCCGUCCACGCCAAAGGCGGCUACAUCUACGCGCAACUAUGGCACUCGGGCCGCGCCAACAUCCCCCAACUCACCGGCACACCCAUCGUCGCGCCGUCGAGCGUGCCGUGGGACGACCCGGACGAGUACUUCCCCUACCCGCCGCCUCACACCACCGCCCCGGUCAAACUCGCCGACCACCCGCCGAUCGCGCUCACCCACGAGCACAUCACGAGAACCAUUGGCGACUUUUGCGACGCGGCCAGAACGGCCAUGGAAGUCGGCUUCGACGGCGUAGAGCUCCACGGCGGCAACGGCUACCUGCCCGAGCAGUUCCUCAGCUCCAACGCUAAUCAGCGAACGGACGAGUACGGCGGGACCCCGGAGAAGCGGUGCAAGUUUGUCAUUGACCUGAUGGACGGGCUGGCGAGGACCGUCGGCGAGGACAACCUGGCCAUUCGCCUGACGCCCUUUGGCCUGUUCAACCAGGCGCGCGGCGAGCAGAGGGUCGAGACGUGGGCUCACCUCUGUAGAGAGCUCAAGCGGCGCCUCCCGCGCCUCUCGUACGUCAGCUUCGUCGAGCCGCGGUACGAGCAGAUCUUUUCCGGGGCGGAGAAGCAGGCGUUUCUCGAUUCCUGGGGCUUGUCGCGGGUGGACUUGUCUGUGUUUAGGGGCAUUUGGGGCGACACGCCGUUCUUCUCGGCUGGUGGGUUUGACGGCGGGAACUCGUGGGGGCUGCUGGAGGCGGGACGGUACGAUGGGCUGCUGUACGGGCGGUACUUUAUAAGUAAUCCUGAUCUUGUGGCUAGACUGCGCGAGGGGCUGCCGCUGGCGCCGUAUGAUCGAUCUACGUUUUAUGGGCCGUUUGCUGAUCCUGUGGUGGGAUAUACGGAUUAUCCGGCGUAUCGGGAUGGCGCGACGUAG